AUGCCGAAGAAAGACAACAAGAAAGACAAGAAAGGAGGCAAGCCGGAACCUGAGAAACAGAAAGAGGAGGUAAAGACAGGGAAGGAUGACAGAAAGAAGGGAGGAAAGGAGGACAAGAAAGGAGGGAAGAAAGGCAAGGAGGAGCCUCCCACAAAAGGACAAAAGGAGGACAAGAAAGGAAAAGAUAAAGGGAAGGCAAAGAAGGAGGAGUCAGAAGAGGAGUUCCUGAGUGAGGAAGAGGAGGAGGAGGAAGAAGAGGAAAACUCUGAUGAUGAUAGAGGGAGGGGUCGAGGGGGUAAAUCUGCUAAGGGGAAGUCCCAUGGUCGCCGUGGGGACGAAGAUGAAGAAUACGAAGAAGAAGAAGACGAGGAGGACGAGGACGACAGGGAGCGAAAGAAGAAGUCCAAAGAUGGCCGUCAUCAUAAAGACAAAGGAGGGAAGGGAGAAGAGAAAAACAAGAAGAAAGAGAAGAGGAAGAAGGAGGUGCCUCCACAGCCUCCGGUUAAAGAGCUCCCUAAGAAGGGUCUGAAAAACGUGUCCAGGAUGUUCCUGAGGUUUUCAGGGGUCCGGAGACGGAGGAACUCCAGGAAGAAGAUGGGAGGAGCCUCCAGACUGUUCAUGGGCCUGGGGAAACGUAUACGCAAAAACCGCGAGAACAAGGUGAAGAAGAAGACGCGCAGGGAGUCAAUACUGAAAAACACAUCUAAGUUCAUGAUACGGUUCAACCACUCCAAGAAGGUCAAGAAGUUGAAGGAGGCGAAGGAGAAGGAGGAGAAGGAUGGUGGGAAAAAGCAGUCCUACAUGUUGAUCAGACUGGGGAGAGGAACAGAAGGACAAGAGAAGAAAGUUGGGUUCUUCAACGGUCUGUUCAGGAAGAAAACGGCCAACGGAGCGCCGGACUUCAAGGCCCAGAGUCAUUUGCUAGGGCAGGUUGCCGGGGCCACCAACUGGCUGACCAAGCGGUUUAUCUCUACCAAGCAUCGUCAGAGUGCCAUGGGGGGACUGGGCUGGGCAGGGGGUGGGCAGAGAUCAGGGUUUGGCCGUCAGGGAGGAGGGGUUCACAGCCGACAGGUCAGCACGAGGGGUCAGCAGGCACAGCGGGAUCGUACCUAUGGGUAUCAGAACGGUGGCUAUCAGCAUGACGACGACGACGGAGAUGAUGUGUACGAGUACACAGAGGGGUACGACCAGCAGGUCAUGGGGGGGUAUGACCCCCGGGGGGUAGCAGGAGCAGGGGGAUAUCAGAGGCGGUCUGUAAAGGCUCAAGGUGGUCAUGGUUACGGUUGUGGUCAUACUGGUUACGAUGAUCAGGAGGACCCCUACGGGCAGCAGCAGGUUUCCGGGGGUCGGGGCGAUCAGGGGUAUUACUAUGACGACACAGGUGAGUACUACGAUGUUCCGUCGCAGGACCUGGGUUAUUACGAGGACGAGCCGGGGCUCUACGAUGACGGUGGUGGUUACUACGAUGACCAGCAGGGUCUCUAUGACGACGAGGGCUGUGAAUACUACGACCCCUACCAACAGCAACAACAACAACAGAGUUACUAUACCGACCAGGUUGCCAUGGGGGGUUACUACGGGCAGCUGCCGAUGGGGAUGUACGGCGAGGAAGGCGGGGCGAUGGAGUACUAUGACCCAAUGGGAGCAGGGCAGGAGUACGAUGAGUAUGGCAAUCUCUAUGACGAGCAGAUGAUUAUGGACCCCCAGUGGGGUCACUACAACAACGGGAUGCAGGGCCAGGGGGGAUUCUAUGACGACGGGAUGGGUGUGUAUGAGGAGAUGAUGAUGGGAGGUAGAGGGGGCGGUGGUCUUUACCAGGACUACCAGCUGCACUACAGCGAAAAGGGACUACCUUUCCCAGACUUCUCCUACAAUGCCUACAACUCCCAGCAGCCAGGAACACAGAUGCCUUAUGGGUAUGACCCCAUGGGGGGAGAGAUCCCCCUGCAGGGGGCUGAGAUGGACUUCAGAGUGCCCAGGCCUCAGGUACGUCUGUUUGGGAAGGAGCGUCUGGACGUCCCCCCGGCACCUUUUCCCCCUCCUCCGCUACCCGGUCACCACGACAACAUCCUAUCGGAGAUACAGUAUGAGGAGCAGGACAUGUCGAUGAUGUCACCACAGCAACAGCUGUUGGCCCAGCAACAGAAUAUGAUGUCGCAGCAGCAACAGAUGAUGGAGCAACAACAGCUGCUGAUGUCACAGCUGACCACACCGCAAGAACAGACGAUGUCACCGCACGGUAUGAUGAUGUCACAGCUGACCACACCGCAAGAACAUACGAUGUCACCGCACGGUAUGAUGAUGUCACCAAAACAGCAGAUGAUGGACGACAUGAUGAUGCAACAGCAACAACAGAUGAUGUCACCACACGAUACGAUGAUGUCACAACAGCAGCCGAUGAUGUCACCACAGCAACAGAUGGACGACAUUAUGAUGCAACAGCAACUACAUAUGAUAUCACGGCAACAAGGCAUGAUGUCCCCACACAAUAUGAUGAUGUCACCACAACAACAAAUGAUGUCAGCACAACAACAAACGAUGGACGACAUUAUGAUGCAACAGCAAUUACAUAUGAUGUCACAGCAACAACAGAUGAUGUCGCCACACGAUAUGAUGUCACCACAACAACAGAUGAUGUCAGAGCGGAUGCCCCAGGCCCCGACGGCCAUGUUGAUAAAGCAGCAUAACGCCCCGAAUGGGAUGGGCGGAGCCAUGAUGGGCGGACCAAUGGGGUACCCCGGAACCCCUCGAGCCCACCCUUCCCCGAUGAUGAUGUCACCCCAGCAGCAGAUGAUAUCCCAGCAUCCCUCCCCCCGGGGCUCACCCCUGCCCACCCGCAGCCUCUCCCCAUCCCCCCAGCCAUCCAUGAGAGGCUUACCUCCCCUCGGCCAGAGACCCUCUGUUCUCCACAGGAGGAUGUCUCCCCCCUCAUCCUUCAUGGCCUCACCCCCGCAUCGACGACUCCAGCCCCAACGACCCCCUUCCCUGGCCCUCUCCCCCCGUCGCCCCCCGUCUCCCCCCAUCUCCCCCCGAGAAUCCAUGAUCCGACGUUCUCCCCCCUCCUCCCCCCGCGGCUCCAUAUGCAGAGUUAUGCCUCCCCCCUCCUCACCCUCUCCCUCCCGUUUGGGGGGAGGAAGUCCUUUUGGAGCGAGGAAAGUCCUCCGCGGCACUCCCUCCCCCUCCUCCCCCCGUCGUCCCUCCCCCCGUCGUGCCUCCCGCCCUGCCUCCCCCCAGGUUAGGACAAGACCAAGGGACUCCAUCCACCUCCCACCCUCCUCCCCCAUCUCAAUGCGAGCCUCCCCAUCUCCCUCCAGACGUAGUUUCUCUCCCGCACCUCGCCCCACCUCCCCCACCCUCUCCCACCACUCCACGCGUCUCCUGCGACAAGGCGAAACCCCUCUGGUGCGCCCACGGUUCGGAGGUCGCGGCCCCGUACCCAUGGGAACCGUCAGACCUUCCCCCAUGGGAAGACGAGGACGACCGAUGGCCCCAACCCAGAACGUCCCUCCCUUUAGAGCCUCAGUCCGCUCCAACCACACUGCCCUCACCCUCUCACCCCGCCUCUCUCCCCGCCUCACUCACCACCCCUCACCCAAGAUAGGCCAUCGCCCUCCUCUAAGCCACAGGGAGUCGGGAAGGUACCUCCCUGGGAGACCCGUAGGCCGUGGUCAUCCGCUGAUAAAGAGACAGUCUAUUCACGGGCCGGGCAUGGCACCUACCUCUCCCCAACCCUCUCUCAAAUGCUACCCUCCCCUCUCCCCUCACCUCUCCCACCGCCCCUCCUCUCCUCACCCCUCCAUACGUGCUUCCCCCUUACUCCCCUGCGCCCCGUCCCCGGACCCCUACUCUGACUCUUACGCCCAGGACCCCUAUGGCCAUUCAGAGCAGUUUGUUCCCUCCUCCCCAAUGCUGCAGGGGGCGCUCCAGAACCAAACCCUCCGUAACGCGUCAUUCACCUCUCCUCGCUUGCGGCCCAUGUCACCGUAUGCCCAACAGGUACCGGAGUACGCCCAGCCUUCCUCUCCCAUGCUCCAGGGGGCGCUCCAGAACCAACAGCUACGUAAUGCCUCAUACACGUCACCGUUACAACGACCGAUGUCCUCCUAUGGCUCUAUGGGCGGGUACGAUGAACCUCUACCCCCUUCCUCCCCGAUGCUAGGUAAUGCUCUUCAGAACCAGGCGCUACGUGGAGCCUCGUUUGGAAGCCCGGCAUUACAGCGUCGUGGGAACCCGUACGGUCCAGUGGUGACCCAAUACGACUACCACUCCGAGCCCGGCCCCUCCCCUCUACUCCACAAUGCCCUGCAGAACGCCAACAUGACGAACGCCUCCUUUGGAACCCCGAUGCUCCAGCGCCGAGGGGGCAACCCCUUCGGACCCAUUGUCCCUGACUACCACGGAGCGUUGCAGAACCCACAGAUGCGACAGAUGGUUCAAUCCCGGGGUGGCCUCCUUCCGCUCCGUUCCCCCUACGGACCGCUACAACCUGAGCCCCGGUUUGGCAACUCCCUCCAGAACCACAGAGUCCAUGGGACGAUCGUCACAGAUCCACCAAACCUAGCGGCGGCUCUCAUGAACACGGCGCUAAAGACGUCAUCGUACACCUUACCGGACGGUACCAUCGCUAUCGGACCCCAGCAGCAGAAAAAUCCGAACCUCUCGGCGGCAUUAUCGAACCCUUAUCUCAAAUCAGCGUCGUAUACUCUACCAGACGGUACCAUUAUCAUAGACCCCAGGAAACCGGUCUCACCGUCCCUCGGCCGCGCGCUCCAGAACCCAGCGAUGAUGAACACUUCCUACACUCUGCCGGACGGAACCAUUAGAGACCCCAAUGCUCCCAUCUCCCCUAACCUGUCUUCCGCGUUAAACAACCCUCACCUGAAAUCAGCCUCGUAUACGCUCCCUGACGGUUCGAUUAUCAUCGACCCCAGGAAACCCAGAUCUCCGAACCUCCUGGCGGCGUUAUCCAACCCGUACCUGAAGACGAUCUCCUACGAGCUCCCAGACGGUUCUAUAAUCAUCGACCCGCGGAAACCCACCUCGCCCAAUCUGUCCUCGGCACUCCUGAACCCGGCGAUGCGGAAUGCCAGCUACGCCCUAGAAGGAACUGUGAUCACCGAUCCCAACGCUCCGAUCUCUCCGAACCUGUCUUCCGCAUUGAUGAACCCACACCUGAAGUCAGCAUCCUACACGCUACCGGACGGUUCUAUCAUCAUCGACCCACGGAAACCCCGGUCCCCGAACCUGCUGGCAGCUCUACAGAACCCGUAUCUGAAGUCAGUAUCUUACGAACUGCCUGAUGGAAGCGUCAUCAUCGAUCCUCGUAAGCCUCGAGGGCCAGACCUGUCGGGAGCCCUGUCAGGCGCCCUGUCGCAGAACCAGGACCUGAUUAACCAGAAACGGUACCGACUUGGGGACGGAUCCCUUGUGAUCCCUGGGCAAAAGCCCCGCCUCGGCGUCGCCCUGAUGAACCAGAACAUGAGGAAGGUGGACUAUCGUCUAGGUGACAGCGGGGCACUGUCCGUCCGGCCCACCAACCCCAGGCUCUCUGAGGCGCUGCAGGAGAACCGGGACCUCCUGAGCCCAAACCGGUACCGGCUGCCGGAACGCAAUAUGCUGAUGCGGAAGUUUGGGAAUCCGUACCUGGACGAGGCCCUGCAGAACACACAGCACCUCCGUUAUGCAUCGUACAGGUUGGUUACCUGGCUGCAGGGGCAGGAUAACCGCUACGCUGUGGUUCCACCGUACGGGCCGCGAUCUGGCCACUGGGCUGGCAACGCACGCUCCGGCCAGGAGGGGGAUGAUGUCUGGGCCUCCGAGAGGGUUCUACCGCACGGGACCGUGCAGAACCUCACCAAGUGGUCCAUGUACCACGAGGUCAUGGAGUCGGAGGGCAUCACUCCCGCAGCACCGAGAAAACUGGGGGGAACGGGGGAACCGGACUGGAACCCUAAUAGAGAGGGGGAACCCAACAGCUGGUACGAGAAGAUCUACUCCAUCAGGUGUAUCCCUACGGUGCCUCACAGGUUGAAGCCUUGGGCGUACGGCAUGGAAGACAUGACACAGAUGGAGGAGCUGAAUGAGACCACAGUGCUGAUGAAUCUGAAGAAGCGUUACGACCAGGAACUCAUAUAUACAUAUAUAGGUAGUAUCCUGGUCUCGGUGAACCCCUAUAAGAUGUUCAACAUGUACGGGACUGACGUGGUUCUGCAGUAUGAAGGACGCGGAAUAGCAGACAACCCUCC
This is a messenger RNA of Oncorhynchus masou masou (cherry salmon), 6245 nucleotides long. RefSeq lists its product as uncharacterized. Gene Ontology annotation, molecular function: cytoskeletal motor activity; ATP binding. The record is from RefSeq and is a predicted model, not a curated record. Gene Ontology annotation, cellular component: myosin complex. The transcript is spliced from 8 exons. NCBI's taxonomy places the organism in Eukaryota, Metazoa, Chordata, Actinopteri, Salmoniformes, Salmonidae. The annotation marks the transcript as partial.